This is a messenger RNA of Pristis pectinata (smalltooth sawfish), 1056 nucleotides long. Its product is annotated as sorting nexin-1-like. Gene Ontology annotation, biological process: intracellular protein transport; early endosome to Golgi transport. The transcript is spliced from 9 exons. The record is from RefSeq and is a predicted model, not a curated record. Gene Ontology annotation, cellular component: endosome membrane; endosome. The coding region runs from base 5 to 904 and encodes 299 amino acids. Gene Ontology annotation, molecular function: phosphatidylinositol binding. NCBI's taxonomy places the organism in Eukaryota, Metazoa, Chordata, Chondrichthyes, Rhinopristiformes, Pristidae.
CAAAAUGGCGGCGGAGCGGUGGCCGCCGGGUCUGGAGCGGGAGCCGGGGCCGGGGCCGGGGGGAGAGGCGGCGGAGGGCGAGGACUUCUUCAUCGGCAGCAUUAGUCCUCUAGCUAUGGAUUCCACAAAAACUUUCAGCAGCAACUCCAAGACAAAUGGAUUACAUUCUGAUGAUGAAGAGCAAGAUAUUUUUGCAGAAGCCACUGUGGAAUUAUCUCUGGACAGCCCUCCAAAUGACGCACAUCAGUCCAAUCCAUCCAUUACAGGGCCAUCAGUAAAGUUUCCACCUAGCACAUCCAAGAACAAAGUCGGUCAAGAGCUAAUUGAAGAAGAAGCAGAGGAGGAUGAGGAUCAUUUUGAUUUGACCGUUACAGUUACUGAGCCGGAGAAAGUAGGUGAUGGCAUGGCUGCAUACAUGGCUUAUAAAGUGUCCACAUUGACCAGCUUAACGAUGUUCAAGAGGAAAGAUUUCAGUGUUAAGCGAAGAUUUAGUGACUUUCUAGGAUUAUACGACAGACUGUCAGAGAAACAUUCUCAAAACGGCUUCAUAGUGCCUCCACCUCCUGAGAAGAGCUUAAUAGGUAUGACCAAAGUGAAAGUUGGGAAGGAAGAUUCCUCCUCGGCCGAGUUCCUAGAGCGGAGGCGAGCUGCACUAGAAAGAUAUCUCCAGAGGAUCAUCAAACACCCCACAUUGUUGCAGGAUCCUGAUGUGAGGGAAUUCUUGGAAAAAGAUGAGUUGCCACGUGCAGUAAACACUCAGGCUCUGAGUGGUGCUAGUCUUCUUCGGAUGGUCAACAAAGCUGCUGAUGCUGUCAGUAAGAUGACCAUAAAGAUGAAUGAGUCGGAUAUAGUAAGUGUUUUGUGCCUCGUAGUUGUACCUGAGAGAGUUUCAUCACUGAAGUAGAAGGUGCUAAAACCGCUGGAUGCUGGUGUGAAUAGUUCUGCCUCAUGGCUGUAUUGAAUCAACUGGUCCUGUCCCAUCUGUGACCAGUUCCAGGGAAUUGUUGCAUUUUGUUUACUAAUGUCAUUUCUUUGCCACCUUGUGAGGUAUGGGAG